CGCUGCCACCGCCGCCGCUGCCGCCAUGAAGCUGACAGACAGCGUGCUGCGGAGCUUCCGCGUCGCCAAGGUGUUCCGUGAGAACUCGGACAAGAUUAACUGCUUUGACUUUAGUCCCAACGGCGAGACGGUCAUCUCGAGCAGCGACGACGACUCCAUCGUGCUCUAUGACUGCCAGGAGGGCAAACCAAAGAGAACCCUGUACAGUAAGAAAUAUGGUGUGGACCUCAUCAGAUACACUCAUGCAGCAAACACAGUUGUUUACAGCUCUAACAAAAUAGAUGAUACGAUUCGCUACCUGUCCUUGCAUGACAACAAAUAUAUCAGAUACUUUCCUGGACAUAACAAGAGGGUGGUGGCCUUAUCCAUGUCACCUGUGGAUGACACUUUCAUUUCUGGGUCUCUUGAUAAGACCAUUCGACUUUGGGAUCUCCGGUCUCCUAACUGCCAGGGUCUUAUGCAUCUACAGGGCAAGCCAGUUUGUUCUUUUGAUCCAGAAGGGUUAAUUUUUGCUGCUGGUGUCAACUCUGAAAUGGUCAAGCUUUAUGACCUUCGUUCUUUUGACAAGGGGCCAUUUGCAACUUUUAAGAUGCAGUAUGAUCGGACUUGUGAAUGGACAGGACUUAAGUUCAGUAAUGAUGGCAAGCUCAUACUCAUCUCCACCAAUGGCAGCUUCAUCCGUCUCAUUGACGCAUUCAAGGGAGUGGUGAUGCACACAUUUGGGGGUUAUGCCAACAGCAAAGCUGUCACACUAGAGGCUUCAUUUACUCCAGACUCUCAGUUUAUUAUGAUUGGUUCAGAAGAUGGCAAGAUCCAUGUUUGGAAUGGCGAGAGCGGUAUAAAAGUAGCUGUGUUGGAUGGUAAACACACAGGCCCCAUUACCUGUUUGCAGUUCAACCCCAAGUUCAUGACAUUUGCCAGCGCAUGUUCCAACAUGGCCUUCUGGUUGCCCACCAUUGAUGACUGACUCUGAUGCUGUUUGGCUAAUUCUGAAUAGUGAGGGUGGCCAGCAAGAAAAACUCAGAGGGGACUGAGAUAAAUGAUUGACUGGUUUGACUGGGCUGGAGAACAUCCUUUCACAUGGCCUUCCCCUGGAUGUGCUGUACAUCUCAAAAGAAAAUCACUUUUCUGAGCUUCUUCAGGACUGUGGUGCCACAGAUUCAUUUGGGACUUGGCCUUCACAGCUGCCACCCCAUCAAGCUCCUCCAGAGGAGUGACCAGACUUGCAAUUAGGUUAUAGUGGAACGCUCAAGGCGCCUUCAAGUUUGAAUGUAUUUGCUGCUGAGGAGCCAGUGAAGUUGUCGGUUCUGCACAUCCUUUCUCCCACCCCUGUAAAUGCAUGGGAAGCCGAAGUUUGGUUUUGAGAUGCUAGGGAAACUCAUUUCCCCUUGCCCACUCCUGCAUGUCUUGUUACUGGGUCUCCCUGUGUACUUGUGGCAUUAUUCCACAGUCAUCAUGUUUCUUAGGUGCCAAAACAUUUACAGAAGUUAAGUCUUCAUAUACCUUGGGGUCAGAGGAAAGAGACAGAUACUGUAAGACCUUGCUUGUCAGGAAGCCAUGCAUUUAGCCCUAUGAGGAUGAGUGCUCUGGGCAGGCCUCAGGCUCUUGUGUUGUGUAGGAAAAGGCCAAAGAGCCUAAAAGGGAGGGAAGGGAGUUGAGUUCCUGGAGUUGGAAGGUUUACCAGCAGUCUGGUGUAGUCCCCCCCCCACCCCAUUAAGACAAAUCCACAGUCAUCCUGGGUGCCUACCAAGCUUGGUUUGUACAAAAGUAAGGUAGGGGUCUAUUUUUGUACUUGACAUGCAUCACACUUUCCUGUGGGCCAGUAUUGUGGAGUGAGUGAGUUUACACUGAUGCCUUUCUUCUCUGCCCAUCACAAAUUGUGUACAUAGUCUCCAAAUGACACUCCUCAUACCCUCUCCCCAGCUUCCACCCAAGAGCUGGUUCUAGGCCUGUGUUAUAUGUUAUAUUUAGCCUUUUUAUAUAUGACCUUUGAUUUGUUUGUACUUUAGCACAGUGUGUGCACCUCCAUUUAAAUAUAUUUGUGUAUACAUAUAUGCAUAUACCUGUAUAUGCAUAUCUAUCUUGUCUGUAGUUUCUCAAAGUUCAGCCUAAGGAGAUAAGAAUUCUGCAGCCCAGGAGAAAGACUGCAUCCUUGCUAGUAAGUAUUUGCCACAAGUGUUAGUCUUCCCUGAUACUUUUUUCCCUUUGGAGGACUAAAUGAAACAAAAGUUCUAGUGUUUGCUGUUUCCAUGGCAGCUAAGUGAGGGUCUUGGGAUGACUUGUGUUCAAGCCACAUUUUAGAGCCCUCUCUACAGUAUUACUCUUUUUUGCCUGGUGAUGCUCUGCGCUUACAUAUGUGUGACAGUCAUUUUUGCAUGACUUCUGUGCCUGGCUUGCAGCAUUUGGGGACAGGAUGCUGGAACCCUAAGUAUUUUCAGUUUGUCUGAGGCUACUUUGCCAAUUACAGAUCACUCCCACUUACCUGUUAUGUCUACUUUCUUGCUUCCUCUUAAGGAGGGGCUUGAACUAGGCCCAGGUUGAUCAACGAUGAACUACAGAUAGGCCAUUGCCUUUUCUUCCCCUGCAUGGGUAUCUCAGAGCAGAGGAAGUGGCAUCUUAUUAAACUCCCAUCCAAACAUUUAUAUAGGCAACACCCCCUGCAGAUCCAGAAAUCAGCCCAAGGUUACGACUUUCCCAAGGGUUUAUAGCUGCUAAGGGUAAAUCAUGCCAUCGCUGCCUCUGUUCAGUAGCAGGCAAAAGCUAUGAAUCACUAUUAGCACUUUUUGUUUAAAGCAAUUACUUUCUGGCUUGUUACUUAAACUGAAAGAGCAAGAGUAUACGCCCUUCUCAAAAGUAGACAAAAAUCUGCAGCUGCCACCAUGCUACCCCUCUAGUUCUCCUUUCCCAGUGUAUGGGGACUUUAGGAACUAAAUGAUCUGAGCUAUUACUGACCACUCCUGCUUUUCAAGGUAGAAAAUUUAUAUUAAGACUAACUUCAGAGAGAGGGCUUGAAACUGUGGGUUAACAAAAAAGACUGCAUAACUUACAUAUCUUUUAACUACAGAAUAACUUGCCCAGAAGCAGGAAUAAUUUGUAUUUGAGUUCCUGUGUUCAAAGGUGAGACACCAUGUCCUUUGAAAAUAUGACACCUCACAGCCUCUACUUCUGGGCCCAGAGUUGCUGAGAGAAGGGAAAAGAUGCAGCUGCAAAUCAUCUGAGGCAAUGGGGUGAUGGAGUUAAGAGA
Fukomys damarensis (Damara mole-rat) is the source of this 3244-nucleotide messenger RNA. RefSeq names its product WD repeat domain 82 (gene Wdr82). The coding region runs from base 26 to 967 and encodes 313 amino acids. Gene Ontology annotation, cellular component: Set1C/COMPASS complex. The record is from RefSeq and is a predicted model, not a curated record. Gene Ontology annotation, molecular function: protein binding; chromatin binding. Lineage: Eukaryota; Metazoa; Chordata; Mammalia; Rodentia; Bathyergidae. The transcript is spliced from 9 exons.